AUGCCAUCUCGAACAAGUUUUGGUCCCUUGGUGGCUGUCGGGGUUUGCCACCCAACAGCGCCGCUCGGCAGAAGCGCUGGUAGGCGCAAGCUCAAGAAGACUGGGCUGAAGAGCGCGAAGGACGGGCACGUGGAAAAGCGCGAGGCGGUGGAGUGGUCAGCGGUGAACACCUGGUGGUCUGCCAGGAUGAACCGCCAGAAGUGGCGGAUCUUGUCCUACCAGGUGCCGGCGGAGUUGCUGGAGGCGGGCUUGCAGGAGCAGGUGGACUUCUGGUUCCAGGCCAUGCUCUGUAAUGAGCACAAGAAGCGGGACAAGAAGCUGCUCAGGUCUGCUCUCAACGUCCUGGAGCGCCAGGCGGCCGUUUUGCCCAGGAAAUGGACGAAAGAGGAGGUGCGGAGCUCAUGCUCCGUAGCCAUGGAGGCAGUGACAUUGACCAUGAAACGUUUGCGCUGA
Effrenium voratum is the source of this 453-nucleotide messenger RNA. NCBI's taxonomy places the organism in Eukaryota, Dinophyceae, Suessiales, Symbiodiniaceae. The record is from the annotation of a GenBank genome assembly.